Molecule: messenger RNA, 1728 nt
Organism: Lodderomyces oxycetoniae
Lineage: Eukaryota; Fungi; Ascomycota; Pichiomycetes; Serinales; Debaryomycetaceae
Product: protein-lysine N-methyltransferase
Exons: 1
Coding region: 1-1728 (575 amino acids)
Biological process (GO): peptidyl-lysine monomethylation
Molecular function (GO): protein-lysine N-methyltransferase activity; protein binding
Source: RefSeq, a predicted model, not a curated record
AUGGAUAAGAUUGAGCGUUUAAUUACAUGGGCUAAAGAUCAUGGAGCUAUUCUAACCUCAAACGUCGAGUUUAAAGAGAUUUCGCCUAAUAACUAUGGCUCUGUCUCGACGUCUUAUGACCCCGUUGUAAUUGAAAUCCCCAGAUCUCUUGUUAUUACUAGCGACCAAGCUGUAUCGUUAUUUGGUAAAGAGUCGUUUGAUAAAUCAACAAACCGUCUUGCGUUGUUGAAGUUAUAUUUGUCGCACUCGAGAAUUGAUGAGUCGUCAUUUUAUAAACCAUAUAUUGAUGCACUACCAAGUUUAGAGGCCAUUGAUUCGCCAUACACUUGGCCGCCCGAGGAUAGGGCGUAUAUUCAAGGUACGAAUUUAGGCAAUUCACUAAACGAAAACCUCGCGCUGAUCAUUGAGGAAUGGUGGUAUGCUCUCAACUUGAUUCCUGAAGGUAUCACGAAACCAACAGAGCAUUUCAUUAAUAUGAAAUUUUACUACGAAUACAAAUUCUACAAUGAUACGGAUCUUUACAAAUACCUAAAUGAAACCGCAACUUCAAAUUGGACAGCGUUCCCAAAUUAUCUUUGGUCAUCUUUGAUUUUCAAAAGUAGGGCAUUUCCAGCAUAUAUUAUAGAUAAGAAUUUUCCAAAAAAUGAAGUGAUGUUGUUACCGGUUGUUGAUUUGCUUAAUCAUAGUCCAAGCGCUAAAGUAACUUGGAGUAGCGGUGGAAAUGAAGAAUUUAGAUUCGAGACGGAUGAACCAGUAGCAAAAGGCUGUGAGAUCUUUAAUAAUUAUGGAUUGAAAGGCAACGAAGAGUUAUUGUUGGCAUAUGGGUUUGCUUUGGAGGAAAAUAAUAGCGAUUCGGUGGCCUUGAAGAUUAAAGUUCCUAAAUCCAUGAUUGAGAAGAUUGAAGCUAAAGGGAUUAAGCUACCCACAAUUGAUGAUUAUACAAACUCUGUGUUGGACAAAGAAGGCAAGACCGAAUCGAGCCAUGAACAUGGAAUAUUAUUUUUUAUUACCUUGACCAAUUUUCCUGAAAACCUUAAACAAGUUUUCGAAAUGUUGGUGCAGAAUUCAUGGGAGAAGGGUUUAACCUUGAGAAUGAAACUAGCUGGGUUGAAUCAUUUAAGAGCAGCUCUUGAAGUCAAAAGAAAGAUGUUGCAGUUGAAUGUGCCUGCAGAUUCAACUAGAAGAAAGUACAUCAAAUCUUAUAUCACGUCUCAGGACAAAAUCUUGUCUUCAGCAAUAACUUGUAUUAAGAGACAAGAAAAGGAACUUUUGAGUCAAUUUAAGACUCAUUUAAUCACCCUCAAAAAUGUGUAUAAAAAGGACAAGAGAUUUCAGCAAUCCUUAUUGUUCCUUGGAUUUAAUGAUUUCGAAACGAUAUUGGAAUCAGAAUUCCAGGACCAAUGCUGGUUGUUAUGGUUGAUUCGUUGCUAUAACAAAAGCUCAUAUACAAAAGAGCCAGAAGAGGAUAAUUAUUUGCCUGAUUGGAUACAGAAUCUAUUCAGACAACUAAGAAGAGAUACGGAAAUAACUACACAAGACGUUUUAAAUUUCAAGCCGAUUCACGAUAACUUAGUGCCACAACUAAUAUCAUCGGUACCUGAAAUAUAUGGAGUUGGGGAUUGGUCAAUAGGGGAAUUUGUCAUUGCUGCUAAAUUGCUUGAUCGAAUCUCAUUUGUAAGAGGUAAAGACCAGGAAUGUAUUAUUGUAGAACAGGAGUAUCAAACUUAA